Messenger RNA from Leptinotarsa decemlineata (Colorado potato beetle), 2274 nucleotides. RefSeq lists its product as uncharacterized. Lineage: Eukaryota; Metazoa; Arthropoda; Insecta; Coleoptera; Chrysomelidae. The record is from RefSeq and is a predicted model, not a curated record.
GGCGUCCAUUGCUCAUUGUAGUCCAUUUUGGUUUGUGAUCCGUUGUCGGCAAGUUGUGUCCGUGUAUUUGUGUAGUGAGGUAUUCUUGUCUUCAUUCCAUCUUCUCCAAACUCAUUCAGAUUAGUAAUGGCCGACGCACCCGAAGCAGUUGCCGCUGAUGCUGGGAGCGCUCCCCAAUCAUCAGGUCCUCCUCAGAGAGGUGGGGGAUUCAGAGGUCGAGGUGGUCCCGGGGGUCGUGGUGGCCCGGGAGGUCCAGGGGGACUUCGAGGACGCGGAGGCUUCAGAGGCCGUGGUGGCCCUGGAGGACCUCCAGGUAGAGGCGGGCCUAUGAUGCGAGGGCGUGGCGGACUUAGAGGAGCUCCGAGGGGACGUUUUCCACCAGGUGGACCAGGUUCUUUCCAGGGUGGCCCUCCAGGAGGACCAGGAGGUGAUGGUCCUUUACCACGAGGUGGCGGACGUGGAAUGGGACGAGGAGGACCUGGUGGUGGUUUCCGGGGAGGUCGGGGUGGUCCCGGGGGUGCUGACAGGGGAGGUAUGGGUGGUAUGGGUGUAAGAGGUGCGGGCCGAGGGGCCCCCAGAGGAGGAAGACCCUACGGAGCUCCAAGGGGAGGCCGGGGGGGACCAGGAGGCCCAGUGAGUGGAUUUGGCCCUCAGAAGAGAGGCCCUGGACAGUAUGAAUCAAACCAAGGAGGACCAGGAGGCCCUGGACCAAAGAGGCCUAGGUUUGACAAUGGGGGACAGGGACAGAAUGGUUAUGGCCAAGGUGGUGGUGGUGGAUAUGGACAAUCCUACAAUACGCAGCAGUAUGGCGGUGGUCAAUCAUACGGAAGUGGUGGCCAAGGCUAUAAUCAAUAUGGCGGAGAAGCAUCCACUGGUGGUUACGAAAGCGGUGGCUACUCCACAUCAUACAAUUCUGGCGCCAGUGGGUACGGAGGCGGUCAAGAUUACUCUGGAGGAUAUGGAGCAUCGCAGAGUUCGGGGUACGGAGCACAGGGAGGUUAUAGCAGUGGACAACAGGGUUACAGUAGUCAGGCAGGAGGAUAUGAAGAUAGGAGUGGAGGAUAUUCGGCGGGUGGAUAUGGCGGAUAUUGAGCAAGAGACAAUACCGUUCUUGUUAAGACUUAACCAACAGUGCGUGUGUCCAAAUUUUGGCAGUAUUCUAAGUGUAUUAUAAAAGGAAAUUCAGACACUUUUAUUUAAAUCAGCUGAGCUGUCAUUCGUGUUACUACUCCCUAUAAUGAUCCCUAUAAUGUAAAAAGACUCCCGAAGGCCACGAAGAUGAUCAUCAGAUUUGAAAAAAACUAUUACCAACAUUUUCUGUAACUCCGUAGUUAUGAUAAUAUGGAAAGUUGAAAGACAAAUUUUAUGUAUUAAUAUGAAUGGUUCUAACAAUUACGUUAUAUGAAUGAAAGUAGAUCAGGAUUUUGGGUUGUUUUUGUGACAAACUUACCACCCCUCGAAAUGGCUCAACAAAUGAAGAAUUAAAACCUUCCAGGUUUGAUCUUAGAUUUAUAAUGGAAACAAGUAGGAUAUUCAUUCUGUAUUAUAUGGAACUUUUUUUAUGAACAUGUCUCCCAUUUAUAAUACAAGAAUUUCCACAUAAAAGCAACCUCGGAUCUCCCGAAACGCUUCCUAAAAAUAUUGUAAUUGUAAUGAUGAAAAGAAAAUUGCACGAAAUAAAUAAUUGGAAACUGAAUUUCCAUAUGUUGACAAUGAACAUGUAAUAGAUCUGAUAUAAAAUGGACAUAGGAAAAUAUUCCUUUUUUUUCUGUAAAUCUUUAAAUUUCAAUAGUUGUACAAAAUUUAAAUUGACUCUUAACGUUUUGUCUUGAUUUGAGCUCUUCUGUAGUAUUUUUCGAAUAUCCGCCUGUAUAUCUGUUAAGUUAGUGUACAUUGAAAUAGAUGUGAACAUGAUCAUAUAAUUUAGCGCAUGCUCUUGAUGCGGCAACGAGGACAGUUCAACUUUUGAAGCAUUUUCCAGAACAUUGUGGCUAACGUAUAACAAAUGAAGUUGAUGAUUUUUUUAUACUUGUAGUUAGGUUAAGUUUUAUUCUAUUGAAAUGGAUGUCUCUCCCGAACUGGGUCACAUUUCAAGAAAUUAACAUUAUUUUGAAUUGAGACCACUUGAGAAAUAACUUGAAGCAGUAACUUAAAUUAUUAUAAUUUGUAUAUAAAGAAUUUUGUGUUUCAAUUUGAAGUGCUGUAGGUAUCCUUUUAGUGGCUCCAAGAUGUGAUACAUUUAAACAAAUAAAAAAUGAAUUAACGAAUUCAAAA